This is a messenger RNA of Portunus trituberculatus (swimming crab), 4218 nucleotides long. Its product is annotated as coiled-coil domain-containing protein 6-like. NCBI's taxonomy places the organism in Eukaryota, Metazoa, Arthropoda, Malacostraca, Decapoda, Portunidae. The record is from RefSeq and is a predicted model, not a curated record. Bases 187 to 1617 code for a protein of 476 amino acids. The transcript is spliced from 9 exons.
GACACUCACACUACACUGGGUGACUGACGCCACAGCCAGAGACGCUCGCCUCCAGCCCCUCCACAAUAGCAGCAAGCCGCGCGCUGUGCAGCCGCUCCAGACAGCUCAGCACGUCACAGUUUAAGGCAGAGUUGUGGCUUUGAUGACAGUCAGCCAGAGUCUUCCGUCUAUUACCGGAGUGUAAACAUGGCCGACAGCGCCAGUGAGAGUGACUCGUCCUCCGUCACUGACGGGCCAACCAUGCAGCCCCCGUCCAUGCCACCCUCACCCAUCACGAGGGAGCAGUGGCAGAAGAGAAUAGACUGUUUACAGCAGCAAAACCGUGUUCUCAGGGCUGAGCUGGAGACGUACAAGCUGCGGGUGAAGAGUCUGCACGAGGAGAACAGGGCGUUGCGGCAAGCGUCUGUCAAUAUUCAAGCCAGAGCUGAGCAAGAGGAGGAGUUUAUCAGUAACACUUUACUGAAGAAAAUACAGGCUCUAAAGAAAGAAAAGGAAACUUUAGCUCUCAACUAUGAGCAAGAAGAGGAAUGCUUGACAAAUGAUUUGUCUCGUAAACUCAGUCAACUGCGUCAAGAGAAAGUGGAACUGGAGCAGACUCUUGAACAGGAACAGGAGUGCCUUGUUAACAAGUUGAUGCGCAAAAUAGAGAAGUUGGAAACGGAAACGGCAGCAAAACAAAACGACCUAGAAACUUUAAGGAGAGAAAAGAUUGAAUUGGAAAAUACACUGGAACAGGAACAAGAAGCCCUAGUCAAUAAACUAUGGAAGAGGAUGGAUAAGUUGGAAGCUGAGAAAAGGAUGUUGCAGGGUAAACUGGAGCAGCCAAUCUCAAACCCACCGUCACCAGCAGACUUUAAUCAAGGUGACCGUGCAAAUAACUUAUCUUCACACAUACAGCACCUGCGGGAUGAAGUAUCUAGGUUUAGAGAGCAACUCACUAGUGCCCAGGAGGAACACAAUCGCACAACCCAACAGUAUGCAAAUGAAGAGCGUUUGAUUCGUGAGGAGAAUCUACGUCUUCAGAGAAAAUUGCAAAUGGAAGUUGAGCGAAGAGAGGCCUUAUGUCGACACCUCUCUGAGUCUGAGUCGAGUCUGGAGAUGGAAGAAGAGAGGCACUACAAUGAAAUCACCUCCCACCGUCACCGAACACUCUCCAGUCCAGUGCCGUACAAUCCUUCUCCCAGUCCAUCACGUCCACUUUCUCCAGGUCUUUCCAGUUAUAGUGGUGGACGUGACCUGUUCUCCCCUCCAAGCCCUAUGGGUCGUUGUCCCCACUGUGGCCAGGUGAUCAUCCACCAUCCUCCGCCCUCUGUUCCUCCACCUAACUACUUGCCCUCAGCAUCCCCUCCCCCUCCACCUGUAAUAUCUCCAGCAUUCCAGAGACUUGGUCCUCGAACUUCACAAGAACGGUUUGUGAAGCCCAUUGCUCCUCCCCCAAGCAGCUCAGCUUUGUUGGCCACUCCAGCUUCCCAUCAUACAUCAUCUAAUACUACAUCAGGAUCAGCCUCUAGUUCCACGCCUCCUCAUCCUCCUCCUCCGCCUGUUCCAGCCCCACAGCUGCCCUCCUCUCCUCACCCUGUUGCCCCGCCUUCUCCCAUGGAUGUGAGCCGCAAUUGAUGGAGAAUGCCUUGGAUUUGUGGUAAAAAAUCUCUUAUAUCACCUGUAGAAAGGUUGCUAGUAAGCUUUAUAUCAUGAUUAGAAUUGGAAAUUUAUUUUCUCUUAUUUGUGGAUAUAAUGUUGUGACUUGUGAUAGAAGAGAUACUGAUAAAAGUGAAUUGGGGCAACUUCUUGAAAAACUUGCGGACAACAGUGAAUUGUGAAUUGUGUAUGCCACAGAUGUCCUGAUGAAAUUCAGUUAAUGAAACUUAUGCAGAUUUAUGGCAGUCUUAGAAAGUGUAAUUUAAGCUAAAUGUGAUAACUGCGUGAGAUAAAUACAUAAGAAAGAUGUUAAUAGAAUAAUUUGAAGAAAUGAUGUUAGUGUAAGAGGUGUGGAAGCAGUGGCAGUGAAAUGGACUGUUUCUAUCUGUCUUCCUCUGAUGGUCUGUCUGUCUGUCUGUCUGUCUGUCUCUUUCAAUCAGUUUUUGUCAAUCUAUUUGGCAGCAAAUCUAUAAUCUUCUGCCAUAAUCAGUCAGUCAGUUUUUGUCAGUCAGUAUGUCUCAGACAGUCAAUGUCUGCCAGUAUCAGUGAGUAUGUCUAUUUGCACUUCACCCCCCUUCUCUCUCUCUCUCUCUCUCUCUCUCUCUCUCUCUCUCUCUCUCUCUCUCUCUCUCUCUCUCUCUCUCUCUCUCUCUCUCUCUCUCUUUUGAAAUUGUGAUAUCAAGCCUGCUUGUUGUUGGACAACUGUAUGUCAGUGUCUUUAGAAUUUAGUGCUGAAUUGAUUCCCUUAGAUGAAGAUACACUAAUAUUUACCCUGAUUGUAGCACAGUUUAUUAUUUUGUUUUACAGUGUCUGUGAAGCUAUAAUAAACCAGUUUAUGCACAACUGCUCUAUUUGAAAUUUGUGGUAAUAUGAUAACAUUACCAAAUAAUUAGGUGAUGGUAUUUUCUUGUUAUGGGUUCAUUAUUACUGGUUCAUAGUUCAUAUGACCUUUAAAUAAGGUCCAAAGAUGAGAAAAAUUAAGUUAAAAUAACCUUAUGUAAAAUUAUUAUCAAGCAUAUAAUUACAAGUAUAUCUUGUAAAUUUGUCAACAAAAAAAUAAUUGAUUUUACAGAUAAAGUUGUUUUUAUCUACAUACUGUUUUUUAGUAUGGAUGGACAUAUCUUUGUAUUUAUACAGGUAUGUAGGUAAGUACAUAAUGCUUAUGAAACUAUGUACAUGAACACAUGAGUACUUAAUAUGUUGUAUUUAUCACUUGAUGACUUCAUUACAUUGCUGUGCCUAUCAUGCAUCACCAAUGCUAAUGACUGACUGCGUGUAAGCAACUCUAAUUGUCAUUUACAUGUAGAGUCGUGGCAGCUUGAAAAUUGAUGGAAAAUACUUUGAGCAUAUAUAUAUAUAUAUAUAUAUAUAUAUAUAUAUAUAUAUAUAUAUAUAUAUAUAUAUAUAUAUAUAUAUAUAUAUAUAUAUAAAAUGAUAUUUGUAUCAUAGUUAAAUAGAAAAGGUUGGUUGGGGAGUUAUUUUUUAAUUAUGGCAUUUUGAUGAAAGUGCUACAUGAUAUUUCUUUGGAUUUUUAAGUCACUGGCUUUGAUCUAUACUAAUUCUUGCAGAAUGAUACAGUGUUCUUGGGUGGCUUGGGUUUAAUGAUGUAACUUUAACAUUUGAGUGAAAUAUCUUAGUAAAUCACUCAUGAAGAAUGGAAUAAACUGUGCUGUAUUACUGUCAUGAAGGAGAUCUUUUGAUAUAUCUUUUUCAUUGCACAUUGCUAUGAGCUGGAAUUCCAACGCUCACCAGAAGAUGCAUGCCCACCGCAUGUAUGCAUAACCAUACCUUAUAAAAGUAUAUAGUCAGUUUCAGUUGAGUCAGUCUUGCGCGUUUACAAGAUUGACCAAAUGGAUGUUAUAUACCUGCCUCUUAGCAUUCUAGGCAUUCAAGACAGACAAAUUUUUGCUGAAUUAUGGGGUGAUUGUAUUACUGAAGCAUCGAAAGAUGACAGAUACCUAAACAAUAUCUUGAAUUGGCAGUGACAAGACAAAAUUAUGUUUUGAUAGUUUCAUUGCUAUUUCUGAAUGUUAACUUUUUCCAUGUAUCUAAUUUUUUUUUAUAAUUGUAGUUUGAUCUUGUUGCAUGUUAUUUUGGCUGCACAUAUUUUUUCACCAUGUCUGUGAUGAUUUUUUUUUUUGUAACAGGCAGAUAAACCAACUUUAUCUGUACUGUAAUUGAAUGAUUAUUGAUUAGAUUUAUGCAUGUAAAUUUAAUUCAUAAAAUCUGAUAAAAUUACUAGUGUAUAUAGUUUGAGUGAUGCAUCAGGUAAAUUGUUAUUUGCUUUACACUGCCCUCAGAUUUUGUUAUCUGCUUUGCAUUUGUGCUCUAUCAAAACUAUUCACAUGCAAAACUAAACUCCUCAGUUUCUUCUUGACUAGCAAAGCACAUGUAAACCUGUAAGCAGUUACAGUGUGAGAGGUUUGAGUUUGAUAUCUUCUUGGGAAUAUAUACUGAGUAUGAUGAUAGUGGUGCUUACUCCUAGAGUAUAUUUACUGUACUGAGAUUUUAUAUUCAGCAAGUUAACUUACUUAGGAAAAUUUAUAUUAUUCAAAGCAAUAAAUUUAUUCAGAAACUCCA